Messenger RNA from Hipposideros armiger (great roundleaf bat), 5031 nucleotides. It is a transcript of the gene SLAIN2, whose product is annotated as SLAIN family member 2. Gene Ontology annotation, cellular component: microtubule plus-end. The transcript is spliced from 7 exons. NCBI's taxonomy places the organism in Eukaryota, Metazoa, Chordata, Mammalia, Chiroptera, Hipposideridae. The coding region runs from base 281 to 1918 and encodes 545 amino acids. The record is from RefSeq and is a predicted model, not a curated record. Gene Ontology annotation, biological process: positive regulation of microtubule polymerization; cytoplasmic microtubule organization; microtubule nucleation.
GCGGGGGGCGGAGGGACAGAGGAAAGAUGGCGGCCAAGGCCGGAUAUUGGCGCCGCCUCCCCCAAUCCUGGAGCCGGCGCAGAUGAGGCAGCUCAGCUGGGGCCAGCGGCGCGUCGGAACCCGAGCUGGGGGGACCCUGGCGGUGGGGCCUGGCCCUGCUAUAUGCCGGCGCCUCAGCUAGAGUGAGCGCGGCAGCCGCGGCGACGCCUCUUGGCUUCGGCUCUUUCCCUGUGGCUGUGAGUGCGAGCGGGUGGCGGGCGGCAGAGGCGGCGGGACCGGGAUGGAGGACGUUAACUCCAAUGUGAACGCGGACCAGGAGGUGCGGAAACUGCAGGAGCUGGUGAAGAAACUGGAGAAGCAGAACGAGCAGCUGAGGAGUCGCUCGGGGGCCGUGCAGGGCGCCGGCUCCCUCGGGCCCGGCAGCCCGGCUCGGGCCGGCGCGUCCACUCCCUCCUCCGGCUCGGCGUCCCCACGGGGCUUCCCCUUGGGCCUCAACGCCAAGUUGGGCAGCGGGGCCGGGUCGGGCUCGAGGAGGACGAGCAGCGAGGAGCUGCGGGACACCACCUCCUUGUUGGCAGCGGGCGAGGGCGGCUUGCUGGACGAGGUGGAGCCGCUGCGGCCCGACGAGCUGGAGCGGCUGUCAGGCUGGGAGGAGGAGGAGGAGAGCUGGCUAUAUUCAUCACCAAAGAAAAAACUUACACCAAUGCAGAAAUCAGUUAGUCCGUUAGUUUGGUGCAGGCAAGUUUUGGAUUACCCAAGUCCUGAUGUUGAAUGUGCUAAAAAGUCUCUUAUCCACAAACUUGAUCAAACUAUGUCAGCUCUCAAGAGGCAGAAUUUAUAUAAUAAUCCUUUCAACUCCAUGAGUUACACAAGUCCUUACAGUCCAAAUACAAGUAGCCCAUACAGCAGUGGUUUCAAUUCUCCAUCCUCAACCCCAGUGCGACCUCCUAUAGUCAAACAGCUAAUACUUCCUGGAAAUUCAGGUAAGGAAAAAAAUGAAAUGGAAAAUAAAAUAACACAUUCAUUAUCGUCAGGUCUCCGGCAAGAAUAUGCAGCCACCACAUCUCGGCGCAGUUCUGGUUCAUCUUGCAAUUCUACAAGACGGGGUACUUUUAGUGAUCAGGAACUUGAUGCACAAAGUUUAGAUGAUGAAGAUGACAGUAUGCAUCAUGCAGUAUACCCUGCUGUUAACAGGUUUUCACCAUCACCACGCAAUUCACCUCGACCAUCACCUAAGCAGUCACCCAGAAACUCACCUCGUUCACGAUCUCCUGCUCGGGGAAUAGAAUAUAGUAGAGUGUCCCCACAGCCUAUGAUUAGCCGCUUACAGCAACCUCGCCUUUCACUUCAAGGCCAUCCCACAGAUUUACAGACAAGCAAUGUUAAAAAUGAAGAAAAACUAAGACGCAGUCUUCCAAAUCUGUCCCGAACAUCUAAUACACAAGUUGACUCAGUGAAAAGCAGCAGAAGUGACUCAAAUUUUCAAGUGCCAAAUGGAGGAAUACCUCGCAUGCAACCUCAGGCUUCAGCCAUACCUUCUCCAGGCAAAUUCCGCUCCCCUGCAGCACCAUCUCCUUUGGCUCUCCGGCAACCAGUAAAAGCAUUUAGUAACCAUGGCUCUGGUUCUCCUGGUAGCCAGGAAACAACACAACUCACACAAACCACCUCGUCACCUGGGCCUCCCCUGGUUCAGAACACAGUCCCAGCAAAUCCUCCCAGCAAUAUCAACAGCACCACUCUAACCAGACCUGCAGGGACAGCCGUGAUGAGAAGUGGCUUGCCCAGACCCAGCGCCCCUUCCGCUGGGGGUAUACCAGUGCCUCGCAGCAAACUUGCACAGCCUGUCCGCAGAUCUUUGCCAGCUCCUAAAACCUAUGGUAGCAUGAAAGAUGACAGUUGGAAAGAUGGCUGUUACUGACCAGCAAAGACAAGCAAGCAGAGGUCCACAGCUCCAUGGAUACCCCUUCACCAGGCUAAAAGACAACUUUUAUAUGCAGACUGUUCAGAUAAGACUCUUGGGAUUUAUAAAAUCCCAGCCCUCUCUGUCUUAAUUAGCACAAACUGACAGAGAUGACCAAGCAGCACUUUAAUGACAUUUAACAUCAGAUGUGUUUGGUAAUCAUACAAUCACUCUCCAUGGAAUCUCUUUUAGUUUUGUUUAAUACAAACUAAGUUGAUUUUUUUAAUAUUUGACAGAGGCCAAUAUCUGGGCAAAAAAAACCUAAUGGAUGCCAAAGAGAAAAUGCCCAUUUGUAAACGAGAGAGUACCUUUGUGCACAAGAAAAUGGUGAAUUGAAGCUAUCCAAAACUUCACAUUCAGUCUAAUUUACUGUAUAAAUGGUAUCAAUAAAUACUUGUGUUAAUGAGAACUAAUAUUCUGACUAAUUAUCUAAAAUGUUUCACUAGUGUUUCACUGGUACUCCAAGAAACCAGGCUGAGAUGGAGGAGGAUGGGGUGGCAAGAAACCUGGGCUAGAGAUGUAAAACAUGAUACCUAAAUUUGGGACAAUUCUAUAAAUUAUUUUUGCAGACUCAUUAGAAAAAUUGUCAUUUUGUUUCAUCUUAAGUUUUGGAUAUAGCUCACAUAUCACCACUACCAGAUUGCGUUACUGUGUGCAUCCGUCAUGUUGCAUUGACACAUCGGACUUCUGUGUUUGUUUUUGAUUGCCAAAAGGGCUUAAUGUCAGUUGUACAAUCUUCCUAACUUUAUAGCUCCUGGCUCAGGAAAGAUAGCCUUUGCUAUUGAAGCCAACUUCUUCACAUGCUGUUAUCUGUUACAGAACCAAGAGAUCUUGUUUUCAUUGGCAGGUUGCCAUGAAUGGGAAAGAGCAAGUUAUAUGUGUCUUUAUUCUUGCUAUAAAUACCAUCACCUCAGUGCUUACAACCUGGAACAAAACCAUACAGUGAGGCGGGGGAAACCUAUGCACUUAACUUACAAAAGCUCUGGUAGUGACAGUUGUAUUGUUGCUGUUAAAUGACACAAACGGUCUAUUAUGUGGUUGGAAACCAACCCGCUGAAUCCUGCCUAAGUUGGUCCACUUUAAACUGAGUAACUGUAUAAACAUCCUUGGAAAAUACUGUCCCUUUUGACUUAGAUUCUGCCUUACAUCACUUUUUUGCAUUUUUGGUAAUAAAUGGAACCUACUACAUGUGACUAAUCUUUAAAUACUUGCUCUCUAAUGGCCCUUAUGUCUACCCUGGGAAUCACUUAUUUCAGUUUUAUUAAACUGUUACCAGACUGAAGCAUCCUUCUGUAGCAGGCUUCUCAUUUUUCUUGGUGAGAGGCCUGUUUUUAAAUAUUUAAUUUGAAAAGCUCUAAAAUAUUGGCAGUCAGGUCACCUAAAGGAUUUUAGAGAUUUGAACAUAAGUUCAUUUCCUGUUAGUCAAGGACAUUCUGUAAGUUGGCAAAAGAAAUUGAGAGAGAAAUGGGAAGCCUGAUAUUCGGGUAGCAUUGAGGUUGACAUGUUGAGGGAAUGGUAGAACCUUUAAAACCAAGACCCCUGUUCUGCCGUAACUGACACCAUGGUGGUCUUUAUCAGUUAGGGAGUCGUUCAGUUAGCACAAGCAGCUGGACAUUUAAACUGCCAGUGCUACUGGAUUUGGGUGUAUAAUGCAAGGACGAAAUUUUAUCCUUGAAUUUGAGGGCAAUGGGGGUGGGUCAGGAAAGGAUGGCACCAGAAUUCCACAUGAUGAAAAAAAUGUUUGCUUUUCAGAAGAAGAGAAAGCAUUUGCUUUGGGUGUGGGGGUAUCCCAUGUAAAAAUCUAAGUACAAGAAAGAACUAGCCACUGUCUCUUUUUAAAACCACAUGUACGCAAAACAAAAUAGGUCUCAGUUUUCAGUGCAACACUGCAAAAACUAUAUAUAUAUAUAUAUAUAUAUAUGCUGCAAUCUAAUUAAGAGGAAAUUUAACUCUAUUAUGAAACACCCAUUACAUUUUUAAGUUAGAUUAUCAGUUUCAAAAGGAGUAUUCAGGUUAUUUAACUUUGUUUUUAAAUGGCUGCAUCAGAAAAAAAAAUGUCUAUUUUUUUUAUUAAAAUAUUCAUCACUUGUUAAAAAUGUAUUUGGAUCUGAGUUGGGUAAAGUAUUAUUUUACCUGCUGUUUACUACCACAGACUAUUGGCUUUUAGUUUCCUAAAGAGAAAAAUUGCCUUUUUACUAGAAAGCCUUUGUGUGUUGCCAAUUUUUCUGUUUGGGAAUAUCUGAGGAUUCACUGUGGUUAGUCUAACAGGAGAAAUGUGGGUUUGAUAAUCUAGUGCCUAUGAUUUUAACUUAUGUUUGAUAUAUAGUAGUAGGGGUUUUAUGAAUGUUGAUUAUUUUUUUGUGCCAACAGCCCAGAAUUGUCACUUAUAUGUAAGCAGAAAAAGAUGAGCUCUGCUUCCAAAGUUAUUUAAUUUUCUCAGUGUUUGAAUGUUAUUUUUUUGUGUGUUAAUAAAAGUGUAAAGAAUUGGAAAAAAUAUAAAUAUUCUUAACUCAAGCAUUUGCUGGAUCAUUUUUCUACAAAACUUGUUUGUAAUAUAAAACACUCUCUAAAGAGUUGACUUUUUUCAGUUUUCAUACCCUGAAAAUCACAUUUUGUAAAACUGGGGACCAUUCAUAAUUGUCAGAUACUUUUUAAAAUUAUUAUCUCAAUACAUCACUUUUAUAAAAAAGUUUUUUUGAAAGGAAAUUAGAUACAUAUGUGUCCCCAGAUGUUUGUAUAACUAGAAUGACCUAGACUAUGUAUGUUUAAAUUAACUUCUUAUUGAAUGUACAGACAUCAAUUUUUGACAUUACGCAUGGUCCUUUUAGAUCACAUGAAGUUUGAUUUGCAAACAUUUCUAUAGCCGAACUUGUACGUGUGGUUGCCUCCUUAAUAAACAGCCUGACCAUAAUGUUUAUUAUUAAAUUUAUAUGUUUUUUCAAGUGUUUUAUUAAUUUCUGGAUAUGGUGAGAUCCUCCCGCUCCCACUCCCCGCCUCCCCACCCCACCCCCACCGCCAGUUGUCUACAAUUGGUUUUAAUAAAUUUCUCAGUUGAUUUUUUUUAAACCAGA